Porites lobata is the source of this 2872-nucleotide messenger RNA. The record is from the annotation of a GenBank genome assembly. Lineage: Eukaryota; Metazoa; Cnidaria; Anthozoa; Scleractinia; Poritidae.
UUUCUUAUCGGGAAGUGGAAAGAGCUUUCUGAAGAGGAACGAAAUGAAUUUAACAGAAGAGCCCUGUCUGAAGAUGUGAUAACAAAAAAGGAACAGAUAAAAAGAACUUUAAAAAAAGUGAAACGGGAGGUAAAAUUUUGACUAAUUGAAUAAAUAAUUAUAGAAUUGAACUUUUCCAACGUAAUGCUAAGUAACUUAGACGAUCUAUGCAAAGGUGGUAAAUGCCCCUUUUGCAUAUAUACCUAGGUACAUUCAAUUAUCACUUUUUACUGACUUACACUCCGUCCUUUCUCCCCGCACAUCCUAUGUAAACAGACCUGAUUCUGAGGUUUUGUCAAUAUGAAACUUGACAUACUUAGUUGUUAAACCUUGUUCUUAGUAGAAAUUCUUCGUCUUCUUCUUCUUCUUCUUCUUCUUCUUCUUCUUCUUCUUCUUAUUAUUAUUAUUAUUAUUAUUAUUAUUAUUAUUAUCAUCAUCCACGUUAAACACAGCUUUUGGAUGGCUUGAUAGAUGAUUUUUAAUAUUAUUAUAAAUAAUAAUACUAAUAAUAUUAAUAAUAACAUGUUUAAACAGGAUGACCAUUUCAGUUAUAAAAACUGCUAUCAAUAUCGGUCCUGUAUAAAAUAAAUGAAUAAAGAGAUAAAAACGUAAUUAUAUACGAAACUGGAAUACAUUACAUACUUAUAAUCAGUAAAAAAAGGCAGCCUCGGUAUGAACAAGAGUGCAUACAAUCGUUAAAAAAUGGUAGCCCCCUUAUAAAAAAAAGACCCUAUUAUUAUCAAUUAAUUAAGUAAUAUUUUGUUAUCAUCGCGGCUAAUCUCUCGAAAUGUUCUUACAUUUCGAUAUCUCUCUUUUGUUCGUCAGUGUGACAAUCUCAAGGAUUUAGGGGUAAAGUGCCUUUUUAUGUGCGACAUGGGAAAAGGCGACGUAGAUGUUUUUGGUCACCCGAGAGCGAUUCAGUUCGUGGAGAGCAACCGGCUUGCCCCCAAGUUCUACUCGUUUGUAAAUGGAGACGGUAAUUAAGUGUCAGAUAUGAUUUUCAACAAAUUCAGUAAAUCUUUAGUAGCAAUAGAAUUCUUACAAUUUACCAGUGCAGUGGACUUCCUUUAAUUAAUACCUGCAACAUUUUUACCAUUUUCCGUCCACUUUUCCCAGGAACGCCAAGGGAAGAGAGACAGGGUACCUCUACGUCUGAAAGGGAGGAAUUGCGCCAAAAAGUCUCAAAGCUAUUCAACAGUAAAUACAGUAAGUAAUCGUUUGUUGUUGUUGUUUUUUUUGUUAAUUUUAUUUCAAACUUUACACUUCUGGGCCGAGUAGUUCGAAGGCCUAUUAGCGCUUAACCCGGGUUUCUUUUUCUUGUGUUCAAAAGCAUUUUCUGAGAUAAUUCUCUCUGUUAAUGUUACAGCUUUCAAUCAUCAACUUGUAGACUUAAAAGAAUUAAAACUGAAAUGCUUUUUAAGCUUUCAAAUCUGAAUUCAAAUCUCGCACUAACCCUGGGUUAUCUUAACCCAGCUUUGAACAACUCGGCCCUGGUUGACAGUCUUGUAGUUGGUUUAUUCCGUGAAAUUGCCUUUUUGAAGAGCUUACCUUGUUAUAACGUAUUUAGCCCGAUUUAUGAAAUGUAUUAUUUAGUGGAUUGUUUCAAUCUUGCUAUUCAUCCUCUGUUACGUCACCUACAGAAAAAAAAACGAUUAAAAUGUUAUAUCCCCGAGCUAGUAAAACUAUGAAGUUAAAAAAUUCUUUAAUAGUGAUGUACUAACAUACGGGAACUUUUCAAGGGCAAAUUUACGUUUAUUCAGUCCUUUUUUUCGUCGUUCUCUUUAUUGUUGUCUGCCCCAUAAUAUUUGCGUAUGCUUUUGCUUGAAAUAGUCAUGAUCAAACCAGUUUUUUCUUUCGUGGAAAACAAAGAAUCGGUGCUGAUUCAAUUUUUUGUGAUUUUGGUUUUGUAGGCGUAGCCUGCGGUAGAACAGAUUUGAGGGUCCCUUAUAAAGAUAUCAAGGACAAUAAGAUAUCUUUGGAAGUGUUACAUAUGGGUUCAAUUCCUCUUAAACACCCAUCUAGUUAUGGGGUGGGAACAUUAAAAAGAAUAAUAUCGUUCAAAGACGAUAUUAUUUUUAGGCUAAAUAACCCAGCCUCCAUCCCAUCAACUACCAGUUCCACCACCACCACUACUCUUGGCAUGAGUACGUCAUUGUCAGUGCCUCGAGUAGCAGCAACAACCUCCGUGUCUGUUACUACACACAACCAAAGUUCAUCAGCAACGUCGUCGGCCCCUGGAGUAGCAACACACAACCAAAGUUCAUCAGCAACGUCUUCGGCCCGUGAAGUAGCAACAACAACCUCCUCAGUUACUACAGGUAACCAAUCUUUAUCAGCAACGUCGUCGGCCCGUGGAGUAACAACAACAACCUCUUCAGUUACUACACAUAACCAAUCUCCAUCAGUAACGUCGUCCGCCCCUGAAGUAGCAACAACAACCUUAGUUACAACAUCGAACACAAUCACAUCUACAGAAACAAGACCCACCUCCUCUGUCCGUAGAGUAACAAGAUCAACCACCUCUAAUGUAGCCUGUAAUCCAUCCUCCCUCCUCCUCUCGUCUACCGUUCAAGCCAUUGCAUCCUCGUCCACCGCUGCUUUGAGCAGGAGAAAAAGAAAAAGAAGACAACAGAGUGAAGAUGAAGGUGAAGAGGAAUGUGAUAAGUGUGAGGCUUUUAUUUGUCAGGCAAAAGGAAAGGAAGUAAGAACCAGGAGUUGGAUAUUUUGCGAGACGUGCAAGAAAUGGUUUCAUUUUGAUUGUGUCGGAAUAAGAAAAGCUCCUCCUGGUGAUUACAAUUGUGGAUGUAACAAAAGGCAGAUAAACCGAUUGUAA